AUGACACACAAGACAUGGAAAAAACACAACACAAGACAAGAUACAAGGAUGUAAUUCAUAAAUAAGAAACCAAAAACCAGACACAAGAACACCACAAACAGGAGACAUGACACCGAGAUUGUAUUGCAUUGUCACACUCCUUCGUCCACCAUGGUACAAUUUUCUUUUAACUUCUACCUUCCUUCCUGUGAAUUGUUUGUUUUGCUGCCCCUAGGACGGCUUCACAAAUAUAACGACUUAAUUCAUCUACAUCUUGACUAACAUCAAACUUUUUCAUUUUCCUUAUGUCGUUUCUGGGCUGUCUUCAUCAAAGAUGUCGGCGUGUAGUAUGUUGAUAAAAAGAAUUAUGCGGAGGCAAGGCUGGGUGGAAUGAUAGAGCGAUCUUUAUUGAAAACAAAUCUCAAUGCCUGCGUCUGAACCAGAGGCGGCGGCUCCCUGGGGUCCUUGGAUCUAUGACCAAGUUCUACCCAAUACUUUGCCCUCUGCUCUAUCAGAAAUCUUAUCACCUUCGAUCUCGGAAAUCUACAAGAACCCAGGAUGUGUAAGAAACACAGAGACACUACACUAUCACCCCCAACAAGCUCAAGCGAAACAGUACCAAAGCACCUAGACUGAAUGAGUUGCAGACAACCAGCAACAAGUGGGACAACUCUCCCAACCCCCCUGCACAGAGCUCACAUCAGAGGAAGAACACAGAGAUCCAAAAAGAAAAGACAGAGACAGUCCAACCUCCACCAGAACCAGAAAUGCAAACUUUGGUAAGAGAACUGAAAACAGAGGUUGCUGAAAUGAAACGCAUGGUGCUUGCUUCCAUGAGUGCCAACAAACCACCGAACCCCAGCCAUGUGAUGAGGAACAACGGCACACGCAAAGGAUCAUGCAAAAGCUGCCAGGACAAAGGAGAGGAAUCAACCUGUAGCCACUGCUUCAAGUGUGGUCAGCCAGGCCACAUCUCCAGAGGAUGCAGGGCUCCGCGCCAGCUGCAGGGAAACGCCAGAGGGUUGCUGCAGAGGGACCAGCAGUGACCCAACCAACACCUCCAGAGUCCCGCCACUGCAGCUACUGCCUACAGGCCUACAACAUGAAACUCCACACCUGUGCAGGUUGUUCAUCCACAGCAUAUUGCUCCAGAGCAUGCCAGAAGAGCCACUGGCAGGAACACAAACCCCUGUGUAGAGCAAUAAAACUAGUAGAGGGACACAUAGAAGAAGUAGAGACACACAGAAACCAAUUUCCAGAUACAGGCCAAGUUGAUUAUCUCCCAGCAAAACAGGGUAAGGGGCUAAUAAAACUGAUAGGCAGACGGAAAAUGGUGAAAUGUACUUUUGAUAAUGUACCUGUGACAGCAUUGUGGGAUACGGGCGCUCAGGCAACAGUAAUAAACAACAGGUGGCGAGCUGAGCAUCUGCCUAACACCAUUAUCAGGGGUAUAGAUGAACUUUUGGGGCCAGAACCUCUGAGUGGACUUGCCGCAAAUCAAACAGAAAUUCCAUUCAUGGGAUGGAUACCAGUAGAGUUCCAACUAAGUGGGGUAGAGACUCUUAGUGCUAGCCUGCUAGUGCCAGUACUGGUUUCUAGUGACCCAAAUGUAGCUGAAGACCCGAUUAUUGGUUUCAAUGUGAUCGAGGAAGUGAUAAAUGAACAGCUGAGACAACAGCAGGGCUCGACAGCAAGUGGUUAUGUCACUGAAGUUGUGAGUGGUGCUUUUGACAUUGACUCUAAUGCUGCAGAAACCUUCAUACAGCUAAUGCAUACUCACCAAGAUAACACUGAUGGAACCAUAGUGAAAACAGGCAAGGACAAAGUUGUGUUACACCCAAAUGAAGUCACCCCAGUGCGAUGUCGCACACACACACAGACUGAGAAAGACACUGUCAUGCUGUUUAGUCCCAAAAUGAACACAAGUUUACCAGAAGGGUUACACAUCCGAGAAGCACUGUUUACUGUGAAAAGAGGUAACUCUGCCAUUGUCCCUGUCUCUGUGAUUAACACUUCAGCCCACAGUAUCACCCUAGGCCCUGUGUUUGCCUGUGAUACAUCGAGAGUGUGAAGGCCAUGUACCCAGCAGCUGUAGAACCAGUGGCACAUGAGCCGACAUCAGGAGCACCUGAGGAAGCCGCUGAGAAGAACACAGACUGCUCAGGUAUAAACCCCCCCACCACUGACUGUGAUGAGGCCUGGGAUCCGCCAGUGACACUGAACCACUUGUCAAGUGAGCAGCAGACCCUGGUAAGAGAAAUGCUGAGGGAGGAAUGUAAAGCUUUUGCCCGUGAUGAAAAUGAUGUAGGCUGUAUACCCUCACUCCGCAUGCAUAUCACCCUGAAAGACCAGACACCAGUUCAAAAGACUUACAUCAGUGUGCCCAAACCAUUACAUCAGG
This is a messenger RNA of Acanthopagrus latus (yellowfin seabream), 2380 nucleotides long. RefSeq lists its product as uncharacterized. The record is from RefSeq and is a predicted model, not a curated record. The coding region runs from base 962 to 2050 and encodes 362 amino acids. Lineage: Eukaryota; Metazoa; Chordata; Actinopteri; Spariformes; Sparidae. The transcript is spliced from 2 exons.